Molecule: messenger RNA, 1044 nt
Organism: Gossypium arboreum
Lineage: Eukaryota; Viridiplantae; Streptophyta; Magnoliopsida; Malvales; Malvaceae
Exons: 2
Coding region: 1-756 (251 amino acids)
Source: RefSeq, a predicted model, not a curated record
AUGUUGCAGUUGCAGUUCUUGUCAUUGGAGCUUGCCGCAAUCAAUCCAAGAACGAACCCCGCCAUUGAGGCAUUUCCUCUUAAAGACCUCAUGGAUGUGGACAUGAAUGAGUUUCAAAACCUGCUACAGAUGAUCCUGGUUAAUGCGGAUCUCAACCCGACAAAACCCAAAGCAGCAACAUGCUGUAACGAUGAAAUGCCCAUUAGUGACCUACUUACGAAAAUCGAAGCCGAUGAAGAGAGCAAGGGGAAGUUUUCAGACUUCAAUGGCUUAGAUGGGGAUCGCAUAAAGCAUGGGAAAUAUAGUUUCCCACACUCUCUGGUCCCUACCCUCGAGACAAUCAUUGGUGCUUGUGGCGAUAUUUCCGCAACAAGUAAGAUGAACCCGAGCAUCACCGAGAUGGUAUACAUAAUGUUCUGCGCUAGUGUCAAAGAGAUGAACGAUCUACGACUCGAGGAAAUCACCGAGGAUAGGAUAUUGAAGUGGAGGGACGCGAUCAAGGACGCUUUACGUAUCAGUUUCAAGGUGGAUUUCGCCAUGGAACAUUUGAAGAAAAUCGCUUGCGCUUACAUCGGUCAAAUCGAACGUCAGAAGCUGAAGGAUCUAGCUAUGAGGAUCUCCAGGUUAGAGGAUGAUCUGAACUUUAGGAAACAAGAGCUUGCAAAGGCAUAUAAACAGUCCAAGGUUUACAUUGAUGUUGCGGACAAUUUUAAUGGCAAGCUUGUUAGCUGGGGUAUGUUUCAGUCCUGUGCAUAAUUUAAAACAUCCAUACGAACUAUCCAAACUCGGAAAUUCAAUUUUCUUACAACAUAAUAACACAAACAUGAUAUGGAUACACGAACUACGAACAGGAUACACGAUAAGCCCUGAAAUCAUCCUUUCAUCUUCGGUCCAACUUCGAAAUUGGAAAAACAUACGGCCACGCAGCACCUGUUACGAUUCUCAAGGAAAGAAAAGGCUUUCCUUUUGCCAUCUUCAUUUCCAAGCUCAACAUUUGAGAAACAUAACAGGAAACAACUUCUCUUCCUGUUCUUAUUAUCAUUC